AUGCCAGACACGACCCAAGACCCCCCGACACAUACAGAUAGUACGCCACAAGGUACUCCAGGUGCAAUAAUGAACCCCCAGGCGCCCCCCGUGAUAUCCAUCGACACCAGUAUUGUCGAUGCAGACGAAAAACACCCCCCGGUUCUGAUCGAACCAACCAAUUCAUACUCCCCCACGAUCAAGGAGGAAACAGCCACACCCUCGACAUGUAACGACUCGGAUUUUUCGACACACGCAGAAGAAGCACAACAGCACCUCAAUGAAGACGCAGACGGCACACUGGCCGGAGGAUACAAAUGGGCCCCCAAGCAGCUCAGCCACCUGAUCGACCCCAAGUCGGUGUUUGUGCUGGCAGAGAUGGGUGGUCUGGAGGGACUCGCCACUGAUCUCAACACUAAUCUUCAGUCGGGUCUGUCCGAGGAGGACGCUGGUGCCCGAGACGCACGAAUCGAAGCAUACGACCGCAACAUUCUUCCCGAAAAGAAGGCAAAGUCGCUCUUCUACCUCAUGUGGAUGGCGCUCCAAGAUAAGGUGCUUAUUCUGUUGACAGUUGCUGCCAUCAUCUCGCUGGCUCUGGGUCUGUAUGAGACCUUUGGCCAGCCCGCCGAGCACGACGCCCAGGGUCGAAAGCUGCCCAAGGUCGACUGGGUCGAGGGAGUUGCAAUCAUGGUCGCCAUUAUCAUUGUGGUUGUGGUUGGAGCAGGUAACGAUUGGCAGAAGGAAUUGCGGUUCGUCAAACUCAACAAAAAAAAGGAAGAUCGAAUGAUUCGUGUAAUUAGAAGUGGAAAGACCCAGGAAGUGCCCAUCGCCGAUCUUCUGGUAGGUGAUCUGGUACUUCUGGAGCCUGGAGAUAUGAUCCCAGCAGACGGUAUCCUUGUUUCGGGCCACAACAUCAAGUGCGAUGAGUCCUCUGCUACCGGUGAGACCGACACCAUGAAGAAAAUGUCUGGUUUCGACGCCAUGACUGCUUACGAGAGCCGGGUCGACGGACUUACUCGAGGCAAGGUUGAUCCCUUCAUUCUGUCUGGUUCUAAGGUGCUUGAGGGUAUUGGUACCUAUGUUGUUACUGCAGUUGGACCCAACUCUUUGUUUGGAAAGACCCUGCUCUCUCUCAACAUUGAGGACGAGGCCACUCCUCUGCAGGCAAAGCUCAACGACAUUGCCGAGGGCAUCGCCAAGGCCGGUGGUCUUGCUGCUCUGAUUCUGUUCAUUGUUCUUUUCAUCCGAUUCUGCGCCCGUCUCCCCGGCAACAAGGACACCCCUGCCGAAAAGGGUAACGAGUUUAUGGACAUUUUGAUUACCGCUAUCACCAUUAUUGUCGUGGCUGUUCCUGAGGGUCUGCCCCUGGCUGUGACUCUCGCCCUGGCCUUUGCUACCACUCGAAUGCUCAAGGACAAUAACCUUGUGCGAGAGCUGCGAGCAUGUGAGACUAUGGGUAAUGCCACCACAGUGUGUUCUGACAAGACCGGAACUCUGACUGAGAACCGAAUGACUGUCACCCGAGGAACUAUUGGAGUCGAGGAGUUUGCGGUAGAGGAAAUCACCCAGUUCUUCGAGACUCUUCCUGCCGAGGCCCGAGAGAUUCUCUUUGAGUCCAUCGUGUUUAACACCACCGCGUUUGAGACCGACCAGAUUGCCGACACUGACGCCGAACGGUUUGUGGGAUCCAAGACCGAGACCGCUCUCCUCAACUUCGCUCACCUCUACAUGGGUCUUCAAAACCUUGCCAACCAGCGAGACGCUCGUGAGAUUGUACAGAUUGUGCCCUUUGACUCGUCUCGAAAGUGCAUGGCUGUGAUUCUCAAGAUGAAGGGCUUUUACCGAAUGUAUAUCAAGGGAGCCUCCGAGGUUCUGUCUGCCCAGUCUUCAAUGAUCUACAACAACAAUGUCGUUUCUCCCAUCACUAAAGAACAGCGACAGGACAUUGACCAGAAGAUUCUCCACUAUGGCGAGCAGUCUCUUCGUGGCAUUGCUCUUGCCUACCGAGACUUUGAGUGUUCUUCCUGGCCCCCUAAGGGCAUGGCCUCUUCUGACGACUCUUCACAGGCCGAAUUUGAACCUAUGUUCUCCGACCUGACUCUCUUUGGUCUCAUUGGUAUCAUGGAUCCUCUUCGAGAGGGUGUCACCAAGGCUGUUGCCGACUGUCAGUCGGCCGGUGUCAUUGUCCGAAUGGUUACUGGAGAUAACGUCAACACUGCCAAGGCCAUUGCUCGAGAGUGUGGCAUCUACUCUGAGGGCGGCCUGGUGAUGGAAGGACCUGUCUUCCGACGACUUGCCGACCACGAGAUGAAAGAGAUGCUUCCCCAACUCCAGGUUCUUGCCCGAUCUUCCCCUGAAGACAAGCGAAUUCUCGUCAAAGCUCUCAAGGAGAUGGGCGAGACCGUUGCUGUCACUGGUGAUGGUACCAACGAUGGUCCUGCCUUGAAGCUGGCCGACGUGGGUUUCUCCAUGGGUAUUGCAGGUACUGAGGUUGCCAAGGAGGCUUCGUCCAUUAUUCUGAUGGACGACAACUUCUCCUCCAUUGUCAAGGCUAUCAUGUGGGGCCGAACCGUCAACGACGCUGUGAAGAAGUUCCUGCAGUUCCAGUUGACCGUCAACGUUACUGCUGUCGUUCUGACCUUUGUUUCUGCCGUCGUCAACAAGCACGGAAAGUCUGUGCUGACAGCCGUUCAGCUUCUGUGGGUCAAUCUGAUUAUGGACACUCUUGCCGCUCUUGCUUUGGCCACCGACCCUCCUUCUCCUGACGUGCUGGAGCGAAAGCCCGACCGAAAGUCACAGAACCUCAUCACCGUGACCAUGUGGAAGAUGAUUUUCGGCCAGGCCAUUUUCCAGCUGGGCGUUACCUUUGUGCUAUUCUUCGCCGGCAAGUACUUCUGGACCGUGGAUACUCCCAGACAGCAAGACGAGCUGGACGCCACCGUGUUCAACACCUUCGUGUGGAUGCAGUUUUUUAACCUCUUUGUCAACCGACGACUCGAUAACAAGAUGAACAUGUUCUCAGGUAUUCACCGAAACAUCUUCUUCAUUCUCAUUGUGGUCAUCAUUGGCGGUUUCCAGGUCCUCAUCAUGUUUGUCGGAGGUGCUGCCUUUUCCAUUGUGCACCUCAACGGCGGCCAGUGGGCCACUUCCCUCAUUUGUGGUGUUAUUUCUCUCCCCGCCGGUAUGCUUCUACGUCUAAUUCCGGACGCCUGGAUCUCCGCCAUGUACCCCCAGUUCCUGCACAACUGGAUCUCCAAGUUGUGGCGAAUCAUGCGACCCAAGAACAAGGAGAUUGUCGAGAUUCACGUUCCCCGGGACGAUGGCUUCCAGGGAUCCGACUACAAGUGGCACUCCGGUAUUGAGGAGGCCCGUGUGCAGCUCGAGUUCAUGCGAGCUCUGCGAGGAGGCCGAAUGUACCAAGUACCCAACCUGGUGCCUGUCAAGAUCCGACAAAUGUUCCAGCGAUCUAGAGCCAACUCAGUGGCUUCCCUGUCCAAGAAGGAGCCCUCAGUCAGUACGACCACCGCUAGCCCUACCCAGACCGUCUUUGAUGAGUCUGGACGAGACCGAUGGACCGAAAACGACGGUCACCUGGCAGUUCCCGGAGCCCACUACGGUGGAUCUGGUAACGGCAACAAUGGUAACACUUCCCCCACCUCUCCCGGAGGUUCUUCUUCUCGGUCUUCAUCUCGGGGCUCUUCCAUUGGAGCCUUGGUCAUGGUUCCCGCCAUUGUGGGCGGAGCGGUUGCCGGAUGGAACCCAGAGCUCAAGCCUCCCUCCAACUAA
Molecule: messenger RNA, 3765 nt
Organism: Yarrowia lipolytica CLIB122
Lineage: Eukaryota; Fungi; Ascomycota; Dipodascomycetes; Dipodascales
Biological process (GO): calcium ion transmembrane transport; intracellular calcium ion homeostasis
Cellular component (GO): intracellular membrane-bounded organelle; plasma membrane
Molecular function (GO): P-type calcium transporter activity; ATP binding; ATP hydrolysis activity
Source: RefSeq, a predicted model, not a curated record